ACUCUUUUGACGUUACUACAUUAUGCGCAUGCGUACUAACUCAGUACUGCAGAGAGGAAUCCCGCAGCAGCUGUCAGGAGCGUACAGGAAUCUCUAGAAGAAAUGGCUCCAGAGCGAUGAAGGACGCUGUCUGCUGUCUGACCCGUUGAGGACGUAAGUUACUCGGGUCUCUUGUCGCCAUGGCCUCUUUAACGGUCAGCUCGGCGGCUCAGAGCACAGAGAAGCAUCGCAAGUCCUUCUCGCUGCUCUUCUACCGGGCUGUGCGGGACCUGAAGCCGGUCUGGAUGCUGGAGGAAAUACGGACGAUGGAGACUUUUUACCAGGAGGAGGACGCCAGCCAGAGGAGUUAUACCUCGUCUGAGGCGUUGCUUUACGCUAUAGUUCACGACCACCAGGCGUACGCUCAGUACCUGCUCAGCCGGUACACCGACGAAGCGUUAGCAAAGCCCGGGGAGCGCUUCUGCUGCUGCCCGUCCUCCGCCCCACACCUGGCCAUGGCUGUCCGCUACGACAGACGCUACAUUCUCGGCCUCAUCUUACAGGAGACCCACCGGAUAACCAGGGUGACCUCCUACACGGACCGAGACGGGUGUUUUCACAUGGAGGACGGCAGAACCCCUUUACAUCUGGCCUGCGAGCUCCUGCGGCCCGAGGCGGUCAUCAUGCUGUUGGGGAACGGAGCGUCUCCGCAAGCCCAGGACCACAACGGCUUGACGCCGCUAGAUGUCAUUCUAGAACAAAUCAGGGACUCCAAGGAGGCGAACGGCGGAGGAAGGAGGCAGUGUCUGGACAACCUGCUCAUGUUCAUGCCAAUUGUUCACUUUAAAAUGAAAGUGGCUCUAAACAGAGAGCCGGAGCGCUGGAGCGAGGUGCUGGGCGAGGAGACGUGCAUGUACCUGGCAGGAAGGAGCCCGGCGCCGCUGCUCCUAACCGCCAUGCAGACUAUUCUGAGGCAGCUGAGCCCUGCGACCUUCCCGGACAGCCUGCACGAGCUGCCCAUCCCCUCCUCCCUCAAACCACCGGGCCUGCCUGUGAGCCAGCGGGACAAGCAGAGGGAUGUGUAGCAUCAGUGUGACAUGAUGCAUGAUGAAAACUGUUCUAUUUUUGCAUGAUGUGUGCACGUGUGUGUUUGAACAGCCUGCAUGGCUAUGACGCGCUAACACUUCAUCAUAGAGUUGCGCAGAGGAACACUUACAGUCUGGGGACAAAUGAAUGAAUCUAAAGACGUGACUUUUAUCACUCUGCUAGCCCACUGAUUGAAUUUAGUGGGAGCUGGAGUUUGAUUGAACUGUUUUGCAGAGCAGCUAGUAGUGGGAACACUAGGGAACAAACAGCCAUAUUCUUAAACACUAGUUCAGGCUUUAAUAAUCCGUUUAUUUGUCUAACCUCAUUCUUAAGUGUUACCUACUAAUACUACUGCUAUUGAAGCCCUGUUGAUUUUAAUUUAUUUGAGUUUUAACAGUAAUGGGAUCUCAUAGAUCAUUGAGAACAGCUAGGUGAUGUGAAACAUCAUUGGUGACUGAUUUUUUUAAUUAAAAGGAAUCCAAGUGAUGA
Messenger RNA from Cottoperca gobio, 1554 nucleotides. RefSeq names its product ankyrin repeat domain-containing protein 9. The record is from RefSeq and is a predicted model, not a curated record. The transcript has 2 exons. NCBI's taxonomy places the organism in Eukaryota, Metazoa, Chordata, Actinopteri, Perciformes, Bovichtidae. Gene Ontology annotation, molecular function: protein binding. Bases 180 to 1064 code for a protein of 294 amino acids.